Messenger RNA from Trichomonas vaginalis G3, 2067 nucleotides. RefSeq lists its product as uncharacterized. Bases 1 to 2067 code for a protein of 688 amino acids. Lineage: Eukaryota; Parabasalia; Trichomonadida; Trichomonadidae. The record is from RefSeq and is a predicted model, not a curated record. The transcript has a single exon.
AUGGACUUCUUUAUCCCGGAUUUCCUUCCGAGACCAGAAAUGCUCACCAGAGAUAUUGAUUCUUUCACUCUUGUCAUUUUCAACAAGCCGUAUACUGUUCCGCUUUGGAAUUUGCUUUCAAUUUCCGAAAAAGUCAGCAGGCUUUACGCGCAAGAUCCAUGUCUUCGCAAAUACAGAUUGAACAUUAGCGAAGAAGUCAUGAAACCAGAGAAUAUGGAAAUUUGCGUCAAAUCGCUCCUUAAUUAUUUCAAUAAUUAUCUUUCCUUUGGCCAGAUCGAUAACGACAAUGUAUUCUUCUUAUGGCGUGCAGCAUGCGAUCUCGAAUCUUUUGAUUUAAUCCAAAAAGUCAGCCAAUUCCUUGCAGCCAACAACAUCGAUCAAUCAAUCUCCAAAAUGCUCACUUCCACAGUUGAAGCAUGGCAAAUCCCACAUAUCAUUCUUUAUUUGGCCACUAAUUUUCAUCUCAUUCCCAAUUUUUACCGUUCAAACUCUCUUAACAGAUCUAUUAUUGAAAAUCUUAUCCAGAAUGAGCUUUUAGAUGAUAAAAUCAAGUUCAAUCUCAUCUACGAAGUCGCCAGAAAUGAUCCACAGUUUAAUUACAAUUAUUCCGCUGUAAACAUUGCCAAAAUCGAUCCUGCGAUGCGCAAAUACCUGCUUAAUACAGUCUUCAACAUUCCAGAGUCCGGCCCUACUCCAUAUGAGAUAUCUGGCGCACUUUGGUUAACUCUUCGCGAAUGGUUCAUCCAUUGCCAAGAAUUCGGUCCAAUGCCUCAGCCAAUGAUGCAGCCACAAAUUCAGCAGCAAAUUCCGCCUCAAGUUCAGCUGAAAAUGCCUCCUCAAAUGAUGCAGCCACAAAUGCCUCUACAGAUGAUGCAGCAGCCUCAGAUGCAGCCACAAAUGAUGCAGCAACCUCAAAGCCAACAAAUUCCUACACAAAAUCCACAAAUUUCCCAAAAUCAGCCGAACAUGGCCCAAAACCAACCGAAAUUACCACCGCAGAUGAUGCAGCCUCCUCAGAUGAUGCAGCAGCCUCAAAUCCAACAAAAUUUACCACAAAACCAGCCAAAUAUGCCUCCACAGAUGAUGCAGGCGCAGAUGCCACCGCAAAUGAUGCAGCAACAAAUGCCAUUCCAAGCGCAAAUGCCUCCGCAAUUACAAAAACCAGGAAUGCCACCUCAAAUGAUGGCUCCUCCUCAAAUGCAGCAGCUCGUUCCACCAAGAAUGGCAUUCCCGCAAGUAAUUGUCCAGCAGCCAAGUCCGGAGAGCUCAUCACCAAAUUUGAUCAAACCUCUUCCUCGACCAGCAUCAACGAGCAAAGUUCCAGCACCACGCCCUACAACAGUAUCCGCUCCACGUCCUGUUGCAGACAUUCCACGUCCUGAAUCCGCUCCUCAGAUGAAUGAUGACGAAGAUGACGAAGAUUCUGAGUCAGGAGACGAAAACGAUGAUGAAGAUGAUGACUACAAUGAAGAAGAAGACCAAGAGAAUAUUUACGGCGAUGAUUUCGAAGUCGAACCAACGACAAUUCCAGCUCCAGGCGAAGCCAGCGAGAAAUACCUCGAGGGCAUCUUCAACCACAUCAUCAACUGCAUUGGAAACCCAAUGAGGUACCACAUUGUCGAUGUGAAAGGAGGCGGAACAAAGAGAUACGCGCUAAAGAACUUGGUUGAUCCAACUGUAAAUGAUUGGUGGUCAAACAGGAACAAGAAGGACCACUUCGAACAGGACAGAUGGUUCACAAUCCACUUCAACAUGCACGAACUCAAAUUGACAGCGUACUCCUUGUACUGCCACAUCUCACAGCCUUACUGCGCUCAGCCAAAGUCGUGGGAACUCUACGGAGCAAAUUUCGACAGAGGAGAGGACUGGGUGUUGCUUGACCAGCAGAAAGAUGAAAAGAGAAUGAACGCAAAGGACGCACUCACAAACUUCCCAAUUCCAAGAAAGAACCAGGGUAUUUACAAGGAUUACAAGAUGGUGUUGUACGAUAACUGGUCAAAGCACGAACCAAACAAGUUCUUCUUGACUUCAAUCGAGUUCUUCGGUGAGUUAUUGAAUGGUGACUAA